AUGGUUGCUGAAAAUAAUGUAGAGCCUAUGGAUACAAAUGAAAAUCGCUCUCCAACAAAAAAAACUCAAGAAAAAGAGAAUAGUGAAACGGAUGAAGAUUUGGAAUUGAAAAAAACAUUAGAUGAUUUAUCCCAAGCUCUUAUUGAUGGAACCGGGAAUUUUGGUGAAAAUCUUAAAAAAGUUGGUGAUUUAAUGAGAGAUUCAACGACAUCUAUAACAGCUGUUCCUAAACCAUUGAAAUAUCUACAAGCUCAUUAUGGAGCAUUUAAGGAAGUUUACGAGAAGCUUCCGCCAGGAAACGACAAGAAAUUGUUAGCAGAUGUUAUUUCUGUUAUAGCCAUGGUUGCUGGAGAAGGAAUAGAUGUUGUAACAUAUAGAUUACUUGGAUUAGGAAAUCAAGUUGGUGAAUGGGGAAAUGAGUAUGUAAAGCAUUUAACACUUGAUGUUGUUACUGCAUGGAAAGAAAUUGGCGAUACACCAGAAGAUGAGGCUAGAGCAAAAGUACUAAUGGAUCUUGUUAGUAAUGUUGUUGAAUAUUACAUUACACAUAACUCUGAGGUUGAAGCUUGUGAUCUUCUUAUGGAAAUUGAUAGGUUUGACGUUCUUAUUAAGUUAGCUAAGGCUGGUGAAUGUCAAAAACUAUGUAAUUAUUUACUUGCUUGCGUUGAUUAUGCUCCUGAUCCAGAUAAUAUUGCUCUUAUCCGUGCAGCCAUGCAAAUUUAUGAACAAUUCAAACAUGAAUAUGAAAGUUUCAGGUGUGCUGUUAUGUUAAAUGACGUAGAUUUAAUUAAACAGAAAAUUGUUAAUUGUAAAGAUCUAAAUGUUAAAAAACAAAUGGCUUUACUUCUUGGAAGGCAUCAAAUGUUCCUUGAUUUUGAGGAUGUUGAAGACGGAGACGUUCUUGCCGAAAUGAACUCUAACACCCAAAUUCAUGACUUUUUUAUUUCUUUAGCUCGUGAGUUAGACAUUAUGGACCCAAAAACACCAGAUAAUGUUUACAAAGUACAUUUGGAGCCUAGAAGUGGUUAUAAUUCAUUAACUGCCGAUAACACUACAAGACUUGCUUUAACAGCUUCUUUUGUAAAUGGAUUUGUUAAUGCUGGGUUUGGAGUUGAUAAAAUACUUACAAGUGCAGAAGAAGGGAAUAAAUUUAUUUUUAAAAAUAAAGAAUAUGGUUUGUUUUCUGCUGCAGCUUCACAUGGAUUAUUGUGGAGAUGGGAUGUUGAUAAUGGAUUUUCUAGCUGUGAUCGUUUAUUGUAUACUGAAAAUGAAUUUGUCAAAGGUGGAGGUCUGCUUGCUCUAGCUAUUAUUUGUUCAGGAGUACAAGAUUCUUGUGAUCCAGCAUGUGCUCUUCUUUUAGAACAAUUAAAUGCAGCAAGUUCUGCUGUCAGGCUUGGUGCUACAUAUGGUCUUGGACUUGCUUAUGCUAAUUCUAAAAGAGAAACAGUUGUUCAAAAUCAGGAAGGUGGUGUUAUUUUUGAAUUAACUAAAGCUUUAUUUGAUACUUCACCUGCUAGUAAUACUGAAAUAAAAUGUGUCGCAGCUUUGUCACUUGGACUUAUUUGUGUUUCAUCAGGAGAUGCAAAAAUUGCUGGAGAUUUACUUCAAUUUUUACUAGAAAAAACGGAAGAAGAAUUAUACGAUUUUAACUAUAAACUUGUUUCUUUAGGAUUGUCACUUAUAUUCUUGGGAACACAAGACAAAUCUGAAGUGUUUGUUGAAAGUUGCCGUCAAUUACCUGGACAUUUCGGAGAGAUGACAUCUGUUUUGGUUGAUUGUUUAGCUUAUGCUGGAACCGGAAAUGUUUUAAAAAUUCAACAAUUAUUACAAAUUUGUUCAAAGCACCCAGAAAAUGAUAAGAAAGAUGAUUUACCACAAAAAAAAUCGAAAAAAGAUAAGAAAGAUGAAAGUGGAAAAACUGGUCCAAAAUAUGAAUACGCUUUUCUUCAAUCAGUUGCUUGUUUUGGUAUUGGACUUAUUGCUAUGGGCGAAGAAGUUGGAAGUGAGAUGUGUCUUCGAAUGUUUGGACAUCUUUUGAAGUACGGUGAUAGUGCUGUUCGUAGAGCAGUACCAAUUGGACUUGCAGUUCUUUCUAUUUCAAAUCCACAAAUACCAAUUAUGGAAGUUUUAUCCAAAUUUUCUCACGAUUCAGACUAUGAUGUUGCUCAUAAUUCUAUUUUUGCUUUGGGACUUAUUUCAGCUGGUACCAAUAACGCAAGGAUUGUUUCUAUUCUUAGACAGUUAGCAAGUUACUACCACAAAAGUGAAACUGCUUUGUCUUUAGUUCGUUUAUCUCAAGGAUUGGUUCAUUUAGGAAAAGGAACAAUUACUCUUAAUCCUUUCCAUUCUGAAAGACAUCUUCUUUGUCCAACUGCUUUAGCAGGUAUUAUCUCAACAUGCUUCUCAUUUUUAGAUUCGAGAAAUAUUGCAAUGAACAACCGUCAACAUUAUCUUAUUUACAACUUAAUUACUGCAAUGAACCCAAGAUACAUGAUUACUUUAAUUGAGGAUGAUUCUGGUGAUAAGAAACUUAAACAAAUAAAUGUUCCUGUGCGCGUUGGGCAAGCUGUUGAUGUUGUUGGACAAGCUGGUAAACAAAGAGGUAUUACAGGAUUCCAGACACAUACAACUCCCGUCUUACUUGCUUAUGGAGAAAAAGCAGAAUUAGGAACCGAUGAAUAUAUUCCAGUAUGCAGUCAACUCGAAGGCUUGGUAAUUUUAAAGAAAAAUCCAGAUUAUACUAAACCAGAAGUGAAAGAAACAGAUAAAGCAAAUAAAAAUAAAAAUUAA
Molecule: messenger RNA, 2790 nt
Organism: Strongyloides ratti
Lineage: Eukaryota; Metazoa; Nematoda; Chromadorea; Rhabditida; Strongyloididae
Product: 26S proteasome non-ATPase regulatory subunit 2
Exons: 3
Coding region: 1-2790 (929 amino acids)
Biological process (GO): proteasome-mediated ubiquitin-dependent protein catabolic process; regulation of protein catabolic process
Cellular component (GO): nucleus; proteasome complex; proteasome regulatory particle, base subcomplex
Molecular function (GO): enzyme regulator activity
Source: RefSeq, a predicted model, not a curated record